This is a messenger RNA of Zootermopsis nevadensis, 4563 nucleotides long. It is a transcript of the gene jp, whose product is annotated as junctophilin. The record is from RefSeq and is a predicted model, not a curated record. NCBI's taxonomy places the organism in Eukaryota, Metazoa, Arthropoda, Insecta, Blattodea, Termopsidae. Gene Ontology annotation, cellular component: endoplasmic reticulum membrane; junctional membrane complex; plasma membrane.
GAGUUGAACCGUGAUGCGGAGGGGUAUCGUUUCUGUUGGAAUCGUGACUCCCGCCGGGAGCGUCGGAGUGUGCGAAACGACCGAUGGCGAGCUGAUGUUUACGUGUUUGUGUGACAUGUGAGAAAGUGGUAUUCGUCACCGCCACGAAUAUGGGCAGGCAUACGUGUUUAAAACGGUGAUCUAUACAAGUUUUAAUUUUUCAAAUUGUUAUUUUUUAAAAAGAUUUUUUAGUAUAAAUUAAAAUCUUCUGGUAUAUAAAAUGCAGCAAGAGAACCAAGUGAACAGUGCUUCGAGUCCCAACCCAUCGCCCGCGUCCACCGGGGCUACUGGCACUGCUACCACCACAAAGACCCUGGUGAACGGCGGUCGCUUUGACUUCGAUGACGGGGGCACUUACUGCGGAGGUUGGGAGGAUGGCAAAGCGCACGGCCAUGGUGUGUGUACGGGGCCCAAAGGGCAGGGGGCCUACUCGGGCUCUUGGCAUUACGGAUUUGAAGUGUCUGGCGUCUAUACUUGGCCAAGUGGGAGCGCGUUCGAGGGUCAGUGGCAGAAUGGUAAACGCCACGGUCUGGGAGUGGAGACGCGAGGCCGGUGGCUAUACAGAGGAGAGUGGACGCAGGGCUUCAAAGGUCGCUAUGGCGUGAGGCAGUCGUCCACGUCGAAUGCUCGGUACGAAGGCACGUGGGCUAACGGACUGCAGGACGGUUAUGGCUCCGAGACCUACGCCGACGGUGGUACAUACCAGGGACAGUGGCUUCGAGGGAUGAGACACGGCUAUGGAGUGAGGGCCAGCGCUCCCUUCGGCAUGGCAUCGCACUACAAACCCAGCAAGGCUGUGCGUGCUUCUAUGACAUCGCUUCGGAGCGCCGAGGCGGGCGGUGGCAGCACUGUCGGAGGGGCUGCAGAUCCAGCCGCGGAAAGGGACCGGAGGGUGGACGACUCCAGGGGCGGCUUUGUACUGAAGGCACGUAGCGACGAGCCACCCGCGAGGCGGAGAUCCCUCGUUGAGAAGGGAUCCAACAUCAAGUCUAUCUUCUCGAGGAUGCGAAAGCAGCGAAGCACGGGAGACCUGGACAAGCGGGGCGGAAACUCUGCCAGCAUUCGGAGUACCAGUUCCAACGCCUCCUGGAUCAGCACGGAGUCUUCUCAGUCCGGGAUGACCAAUGCUUCGGUACACACCGACUCCAACGCCAGCUUCGUCGUCGAGGACGAACAGAUGGACGAGAGCGUCACGGAGACGUACAUGGGCGAGUGGAAGAACGACAAACGUUCGGGGUUCGGCAUCAGCGAGCGUUCGGACGGACUGCGCUACGAGGGCGAGUGGUUCGCGAACAAGAAGUACGGUUACGGGGUUACCACGUUCAGGGACGGCUCCAAGGAGGAGGGCAAGUACAAGAACAAUGUCCUCAUCACGUCCCAAAAGAAGAAACACUUGUUUCUCAUCCGGUCAGCAAAGUUCCGUGAGAGGAUAGACGCGGCUGUCAACGCCGCGCAGAGGGCUUCGAAGAUCGCUCUUCAGAAGGCUGAUAUCGCCAUCUCGAGGACGGCGACGGCUCGAGGCAAGGCGGAAAUGGCAGACAUGGCGGCGGACCACGCGCGAGAAGACUCUGAUAUUGCGAGGGCCACAGCCAAACAAUUUGCUCCAGACUUUCAGCAGCCAGGGUUGGACAAAUUUCGUGCCAGAGAACAUAUCAAAUACCGGCCUCCACCGGAUGACGCACUUCCUGCGAAGUCAAUUCUUCAAAAAGCCAACGAUCAGUCGAUCUUGCAGCAGCAGAAAACGCAACAACCAGUACAGCAGCCCGUUCAACAAAACCAGCAGUCCUACCAACAAAACCAACAGCCUUACCAGCAGAGUCAUCAGCCUUACCAACAAAACCAACAGUCCUACCAACAAAACCAACCGCUCCAUCAACAGAACCCACAGUCCUACCAACAUAACCAGCAGUCCCACUUGCAGAAUCAGCAACCCUACCAACAGAACCAGCCAGGCUAUCAACAAAACCAGCAGUUGUACCAACCCAACCAGCAGCAACCCCAGUUCACGCAGUCUGUCAAAUCUGCGCAUAUGCCUAGUAUAGUGACCACGGACUCCGACACGGGCAAGCCGUACAUGAACAAGGUGGACCAAGUACCGAACCGAGUUCCCAACGCGGUUCCCGCAGGGUCCCCUAAGUCACCACAGUUGCCUUCACAGAAUGAAGAGGGCCCCACGCCGGUCUCCUCGGUCAACAACCCGAACGUCACGUCGUUGGGCGUCUCUGCAGCCCCCACAGGGGGCUCCAACAUCUCACUCAGACGCAACUCUAGGAUCAAGCCCGCAGCAGUCCCCGAGGAAAUGCCAGCGUUCGGCUACCAACAGUCAAUGAACGAUCGUUUCGACCACUACAAGCGGCCACCCAGCCGAGACUCUAGUGUGGACCGAUAUCAGCGCGCAGCCUCGCGACUGGGUGGCUUGGGGUCGCGACAGUCCUCCGUGGACAAAGCUGUACCUCCCGUUGCACCGGGUGGUAGAGAGAUGUCUGUGGACCGCACGGUACGUGGCCCCUCUGUGGCCCGCGGUAAUACCCCAUCCGCGGGCAACGGGGCCAUUGUGGGCGCGUCUCUCUACACCAUUCCCACCAACUCGUCUGCCGCUCAGCAAGGACCAUUCGAGGACGUCGUUCUGCGCAACAGGACACUGGGGCAGGACAUCAUUCCCUCGCUGGGACAGCCCAAGAGGACGGAGUCCCUGUUUAUCAAUUCUGGCGGCGGCGGGGGUGUCGGAGGGGGCGGGGGCGGUGGUGGUGGUGGUGGUGGAAGUGGAGGCAAGGCGAUCAAGAGCGUGCCGGCCCCGACGCCACUGCAGCGUAAGAAGAGUCUGCCCGACUUUCAGGGACUGCCCAAGGCGACGGACCCCAUGUCCCGGGAAGAGGUCUCAGUUCUGAGCUCGGCGCGACGCGAGGAGGUGCGGCGGCAGGCGGAGGAGGCAGAGAGGUUGAGGGCCAACCCACUGCUGUACCUCAUCAGUCCUCACGUCAAGGACUGGUUCUCGAGACAGCAGCUGGUGAUGCUUGUACUCUUUAUCAACAUCUCCCUGGCCAUCAUGUUCUUCAAGCUUCUCACAUAGUAACGGCUGUUAUUAUUUGCUAUGGACUCUGCUGGUUAGGGCUAGUGAAAGUGAGGAUCCCUCCCUCCUUUCCCACAACCACUCUACCGAACUAGCAAAAUCACCUGAUGAUUUGGAGACAUAUUAAAGAUAAGUAUCACACUGGCGUCGACUGCCGCGCGGCGCAUAUUUUCACAUCAAUCGUUUCGUUUUUGUCAUUCUUCUUCUUCUUCUUCUUCUCGAAACGAAGCAUGAAGCAAAUAAACCGAACACAGUCUCGUGAUAUAUUAUAGAGUUAUGUAUAAUGUAAUUAUGUACCAAUUUUCUAUAUAACUCUCAGUGAAAAAGUGUCGCCCCUUAUUUGGCGAACUGCCCGCUUGCCAGGGAAUGAAUCGAAGGGAUCAAACGAAAUGGCAAAUCUCCUGUGAGACGAUGUAAUAUGAGGAUCUGUGUUGUCUUAAAGCCUUUUUUACUUGGCAUAGAUUAAGGAAGAUUCAGAACUGAUUGGGAAAGUUCAUUCUCUCUCGCCCUACAUCUUAGGAUUGAUCACAUGUUUUUAUUAUUUUUUAUAAAAACCUGUGGAGUGCGUGGGGUAAUUACUAUGUAGUUUGUUUAGACUUUUUAAAUGAUACUACUUGUAAAUAAUAUUGUUCCACUUGGGGUGGCAACUUGUAGGCCUACGUAAGACGUAGGCUAACUUCUUCAUGAGUUAGAUUUUUGAGAUAUUGAACUGUAUAAAGCAUAUCAAACGAUUCUCUGUUUCAGCGAUCGUCUAUUGUUAUUAUUUUGUCUAUAUUGGAGACAGAAGUAUUGCGUGCCUUUUUCUUAAAUUGUUUAUCAAGUCAUUAAUAACUGAAAAUUUAGACUGUAGAUAGGGUGAUCCUAUUUUCAGAAAAAUUAUAAUGAAAAACUCCAUCUUUUUCUACUUGCUAAAUCAAAACAAAAUGUUUUCUAGACAUAUAGUCUAUUAUUUACUCAUUGUGUAUUGCUUAGUAUGUAAAUUAUUGUUAUCAAGUCCUUGUUUUUGAAUCAGUUGUUUAUUAUGCUUGCUUCGUUUUUGUUACCUGCACAGAACAGACGAAAUAAAUUUGUGUAAUUAAAUUGUUUCUUAUCUUGCCAAAUUACUCUUGCAGGAUAUAAUUGUAAUAUAUGAAGUUGCAGGUUUAGGUUAGGUUGGUAGGACUGUUGCUGAAUUCCUGACAGGAAACAUUUUCAUUAGUUUCAUCUCUACUAUUAUCCUGUUUGCAAUUGCCAUGUUCCUUUCUCAUGAAAUUUCUGCGAUCCCUAGUUUAGUUGAUUUUCCUUUUCAGUGGAUAUAAUUUUUGUGUUUCACCCAGUUCAAGGGCUGCUUCCACUUAUAAUUUCUAUUCCCUCUUCAGAGCACGAAAGUAUGAUUAUUACAUCUACGCCUUGUGUUUUAGAGUGCAGAGUGCUGUACAAUGUCUUCAGUACUGAAUAAGAUUUGUUGAUGUUAA